Molecule: messenger RNA, 657 nt
Organism: Ornithodoros turicata
Lineage: Eukaryota; Metazoa; Arthropoda; Arachnida; Ixodida; Argasidae
Product: putative nuclease HARBI1
Exons: 3
Coding region: 1-657 (218 amino acids)
Source: RefSeq, a predicted model, not a curated record
AUGACGCGCUUUUACUCGAUUGCCGGGUUUCAGGGCGUCACUGGUUGUAUCGAUUGCACACAUGUUCCUAUACACAGCCCUGGUGGGAUGCACGCCGAAGUUUACAGGGAUCGUAAGGGAGUUUUCUCCAUCAAUGUACAGGCCAUUACUGGUCCAGAGCUUCAAUUCUUCGACAUUGUUGCGAGUUGGCCUGGGUCAGUGCACGACAGUCGGAUAUUUGAUAACAGCAGAGCUCGUGUCCUGUACGAAGAAGGGAUGCUGCCUGGUAUCUUGCUUGGGGACCAAGGAUACCCACGCAUGCCCUUUCUAAUGACUCCACUGAGCGACCCCAGAACGCAAGCAGAAAGAAGAUACAACCGAAGCCACAUUAAAACGCGGAAUUCAGUAGAGAGAGCAUUUGGAGUGUGGAAAAGAAGAUUCCCAUGCCUCAGAAUGAAGCUCCAAACGCGGCUUGAACGGUCAGCUGCUUUCAUCUGCGCUUGUGCAGCACUACACAACAUCGCAUGCGUAUGGAACGACCCCUGCCCAAUGGACAACAUGCAAAUACAAGAAGAUGAGGGUCCUCUAUCUGCUAUCUACCCAGACGUUGUGCUUGGUGCACACAUGAGGCGCCGUCUAAUUGAAAAUGUUUUUUCCCGCGUCCAGGACGAUGCCUAG